AUGAUUAAUGCUCGAUCGAUUUAUAAAGAUACUAUCAAUAGAUCGAUUGAUGAUCCUUUUAAUAAUGUUGAUCGAAAUCUAUUGAUUACUCUUGCUAACUAUCGUCAUCGAUUUGAGAGAUCAAUGAAUUUUAAAAAAUUACGAUGGACAUUUAGUAAUUUAAAUAGUACAGCAAUAUGUGAUGCUUGUGAUCUUUUGGUACCUGAGAUGCGAACACUUAUCAGAAUUAAUCGAUCAGAUUUAAUUGAUGAUGUUGCUAUGCGAUUUUGUAAAUACUAUAAGUUACUUGAUCCAAAUGUUUGUUUAGGAGCUGUAAAUGAAUAUAAAAAUGUUAUAAUAGAAGUGCUUGUAAUGUCUCCACUUACAAAUAAAGAACUUUGUUCGUUAGCAUUCGAAUGUCAACCACCACCAUAUUUCCCUAUAGUUGGUUGGAAUGUAACGUUUCCUGACAAACCAAAACCAACACCUCGACCACCACAACCUCCUUCACCAGGAGCACCAAAACUAAAUGUUCUCCAUUUAUCUGAUAUUCAUAUUGAUUUUGCCUACAAACCAGGAUCUCAAGCAGAUUGUCCUCAACCAUUAUGUUGUAGAGAAGGUCAACCUAUACCUAGUCAUACAGGUGCUGGUUUCUGGGGUGACUAUCGAAAUUGUGAUAUUCCCUAUUGGACUGCAGAAUAUAUAUUAAAAUAUGCUGCUGAAUUAGAAAAUAUUGAUUUUAUAUAUUAUACGGGUGAUUUACCAGCUCAUAAUGUUUGGAAUCAAUCUCGUACUGAUCAACUCUAUUCCAUCAAUACUAUCAAUAAUAUGUUAGCAACUAUUUUUCCAAAUAAAACAUUUUAUUCAGCUGUUGGUAAUCAUGAAGCUGCUCCAUGUAAUUUAUAUCCAACACCAAAUAUUCGAACGGAUAAUAUAUCUUGGUUAUAUGAAACAUUAGCUGAUAAUUGGAUAAAAUUAGGUUUAUCAAAUGAUACACGUGAUAGUAUUUUACAUGGAGCUUUCUAUACAACAUUAGUACGACCUGGUUUACGAUUAAUUUCACUUAAUAUGAAUUAUUGUUCGAGAGAAAAUUUUUGGUUGCUUAUUAAUACGACUGAUCCACUUGGUCAACUUCAAUGGUUAAUUCAAUGGUUACAAUAUGCUGAAGAUCAUGAAGAAAAAGUGCAUAUUAUUGGUCAUCAUCCACCACGAUCAUGUUUAGCAUCAUGGGGUUGGAAUUUUUAUAAAAUUGUUAAUAGAUAUGAAAAUACGAUUGCUGGUCAAUUUUAUGGACAUACACAUUAUGAUGAAUUUUUAAUGUUUUAUGAUGAAAUAGAUCAGAAACGUCCCGUAUCGAUGGCUUAUAUGGGACCAUCGUUGACAACAAGUUCUUAUUUAAAUCCUGGUUAUCGUAUCUAUUCAAUUGAUGGUGAAUAUUCUGGAAGUUCUUAUUGGGUACUUGAUCAUCGUACAGUAAUUAUGAAUUUAACUGCAUCAAAUCUGUAUAAUAAAACAAUUUUUAUUGAUGAAUAUGAUGCUCGUGAUGCAUAUCAAAUGGAAAAUUUAUUUCCUAAUGACUGGAAUAAUCUUGUAGAAAAAUUAAAAAAUGAUUUAGAUGGUUCAUUAAUGAGUUUAGUUUAUCAAUAUUAUACUAAAUCAUAUGCUAAUGGAAAUCAAUGUGAUCAUAUUUGUCGUCGUGGACUUUUAUGUAGUUUUAUAAGUGCUCGAGAAAAUAAUCCACAUGGAUGUGAUUCUAUUCCACCGUUUGUUUUAUAA
Molecule: messenger RNA, 1755 nt
Organism: Rotaria sordida
Lineage: Eukaryota; Metazoa; Rotifera; Eurotatoria; Philodinida; Philodinidae
Source: the annotation of a GenBank genome assembly